CCUGCAAAGCCCCUGCUCUUCUUACUAGCAAACACAAAGGAGUUCUUCUUCCUUGUUCUACUGAAACUUCAAUUAUUCUCCCUAUAACUUUUCCAGAGAAUCAAAACAUCAAAGGAAGAAUAAAUAACUUAUGGCUCCUGAUGCUUCUGAUGCCCUUGCAGUGAGGGAAAAAGUUCAAAAUUUCUUAAAUGCUGCGCGGACCGGAAAUUUAGACAUCCUCAAGAAAUUGGCCCAGCUGCUCGAUGAUGGAAAAGGGUUGGCCCAAACGGUAGCAGAUAUUAAGGAUGCUAACAAGAGAGGUGCUCUGCAUUUUGCUGCUAGGGAGGGUCAGACUGAGGUCUGCAAGUACUUGUUGGAGGAGUUGAAGAUGGAUGUUAAUAUAAAGGAUGAAGAUGGAGACACUCCUCUUACCCAUGCUGCUCGGCAAGGACAUACUGGCACUGCCAAAUACCUUGUAGAUCGUGGUGCUGAUCCUUCCAUACCAAGUGAAUUAGGGACCACUGCACUGCAUCAUUCGGCUGGAAUAGGAGACAUUGAGUUGCUAAAAGUCUUACUUGCCAAGGGUGUUAAUGUUGAUUUACAAAGUGAUGCCGGUACUCCACUUAUAUGGGCUGCUGGUCAUGCACAGAAGGAUUCUGUCAAAGUGCUGCUCGAACAUAAUGCCGACCCAAAUGUUAAAACUGAAGAUGAUAUUACUCCUCUGUUAUCAGCUGUUGCAGCAGGUUCAUUAGCAUGUCUGGAGUUGUUAAUUAAGGCAGGUGCAACGGUGAAUGUUACGGCAGGUGGAGCGACACCUUUACACAUUGCUGCUGAUGGUGGCAGCCCAGAAAUCAUAAACUGCUUAUUACAAGCUGGUGCUGAUCCUAAUGCCACCGAUGAGGAUGGAUUCAAGCCAAUACAGGUUGCAGCUGCAAGAGGAAACAGGGUGGCUGUUGAGAUUCUUUUCCCUGUAACAUCGCCACAUGCUGACAUACCCGAAUGGAGUGUUCAUGGAAUCCUUCAAUACAUGCAACAUGAAACAGGAAGAAAAGAGGAAGAAAAUGAAGUACCAAAGGACUCGAAUCAACUGAAGGAUAUUGCAUCCCCAAAGCAAGAUGUGCCUGAGUUCCAGGUGUCUGUUGAAGCCAAGAAGAAAGCAGCUGAAGCAAAGGCAAGGGGAGAUGAUGCUUUUAGGAGGAAAGAUUUUAUGGCUGCAGUUGAUGCUUAUACGCAGGCUAUUGAUUUUGACCCAAGUGAUGCUACUUUGCUUUCUAAUAGAAGUCUUUGCUGGAUUCGUCUUGGACAAGCUGAUCAUGCUUUAGCUGAUGCAAAGGCAUGUAAGGCUCUUAGGCCAGAUUGGCCCAAAGCUUGGUAUCGUGAGGGUGCUGCUCUUCGACUAUUGCAGAAGUUCGAGGAGGCAGCCAAUGCCUUUUAUGAGGGUGUCAGGCUUAGCCCUGAGAAUAUGGAGCUUGUAACUGCUUUCAGGGAAGCUGUAGAAGCGGGAAGAAAGUUUCAUGGUACACAACAGCCAAAAUCUUGAUAUAUAAUAACAUCAGGAACAAUGUAGUAUUAUCGUGCUAAUUGCAUUGGGCAAUUGCCAUUUAAUUUUGUUACUGAAUCAAUCCUUUUAAUUUUAUUUUUUCCUCAUAUUGUUCAAUCUAGUAUGUUGCAGGGACACAGUUUUAUCAGUGGACAUGAUUAGAAUUGUUUGGUUUC
Messenger RNA from Sesamum indicum (sesame), 1695 nucleotides. It is a transcript of the gene TPR10, whose product is annotated as ankyrin repeat family protein. Gene Ontology annotation, molecular function: protein binding. The record is from RefSeq and is a predicted model, not a curated record. Lineage: Eukaryota; Viridiplantae; Streptophyta; Magnoliopsida; Lamiales; Pedaliaceae.